Molecule: messenger RNA, 2428 nt
Organism: Salarias fasciatus (jewelled blenny)
Lineage: Eukaryota; Metazoa; Chordata; Actinopteri; Blenniiformes; Blenniidae
Gene: naif1
Product: nuclear apoptosis inducing factor 1
Exons: 3
Coding region: 126-1184 (352 amino acids)
Cellular component (GO): nucleus
Source: RefSeq, a predicted model, not a curated record
GUCGUUAGUGGGAAGAAGAAGCCGAUUCUGGAAGCCAUUACGCUGCGCACAUCAAUUGAGUAAAUCCUACUAUUUUUGCGUACAAUACGCACAAUUACCUCUUCUUAAGAGGUUUCUCUGCAAUUAUGGCAUCGGCCGCCAAAAAGAGAAAAAUGAAUUUCUCGGAGCGGGAGGUGGAGAUCAUAGUGGAAGAAAUAGAGAAACAAAAGCACACACUGGUUAACCACUUCAACGCUGGAGUCACGCACAUGGCCAAGAAUAACGCGUGGCUGGACAUCCUGAAGAAGGUCAACGCCGUGACCACCUGCCCGCGCGAGCUGCCCGAGGUGAAGAAGAAGUGGUCCGACAUGAAGACGGAGGUCCGGCGGAAGGUGGCCCACGCGCGCGCCGCCAUCGAGGGCACGUCGGCGGACUGCACCCCGGUGCCCGUCAUCCUCACGGCCAUGCAGCAGCGGAUCUGCAACCUGCUGGGGGAGGCCACCAUCAUCAACCUGCCCGCCGGGGACUCGGACGCGGAGAUCACGCUGCCGGUGACGGUGAACGCCGCCACGGCCGUCACGCUGGCGGAGGCUCUCCCGGCUGGUCCAGGAACCAUCUGUGACGACUCCAAGCCCCUGAACGCCGAGACGGCGUACCACACCCUGGAGGACGGCGCCGUGGUGGAGUACUGCACCACCACGGUGGGCGAGGCGGCCCCCGCCGUGGUGACGGCCGUGGAGGCCCCGGUGGAGAUGCUGGCGGCGUCCUCGGCGUCGCCGCCGCCCCAGCAGAGCCAGAGCAAACCGCAGGAGCUGAAGAGCCGCAUUGCGCUGAACUCGGCGCGCCUGCUGCAGGAGCAGCGCGUCACCAACGUGCACAUCCGGCAGAUCGCGCAGCACCUGGAGGGACAGAACGAGCUGCUGCAGACCAUGCGGCGCUCGCAGGAGGCGCAGGCCUUCGCCCAGGAGCGGCAGGCCCAGGCGCUGGAGGGCACGCAGGCCGCCCUGCUGGCGCUGGUGCAGAUGCUCCGGCCGGCGCUCAAAGACCUGCGCAAGUUCCUGCAGAGCGGCGCCGAGGCCGCCAACCCCGGCGGCGCCGCGGCCGCCGCUGCCGGGGCGGAGGAGCAGAACAGGCCCAGAACGCCUCCUCCACCCCCUCCCCCACCUCCACCGCCCCCUCCACAGCAAGCCCAGGACGCACAAUAGACACGUGCACGUGCACAGAGCUCAGAGAUGCCUUAGGAAGAACUCGAACACAGCCCUGCCUCGGGGUUUGGUGUUUUUGGUGAAGCGGUGACUGAAGCAGCGAAGCGUUACGGUUCGGGUCACAAACGUUUGAUACACAACUUCUGACCUGUUUUCAGUAAACACAGACCGGAAGCCACCGUCACUGAGGCCCACAUGUCACGCUGCCGCUCACACACACUGGCUGCACUGUGCACGCCCGGCCACUAGAGGGCAGUGUCUCCGCAGACGGUUUGAAGCUCCUCUGUCUGUUUCUCGUUAAACACACCAGAUUUCACGAGCUCAGAAUUCGGUGUCACACUUUAUUUUUCUAAUAAAAUAUAUAAAGCAGAAUUUAAAUGAAAACAGAGAAGUUUUGUACAAUCAUGGCAUUCAAGAAAAUGUUUCAGAGAUGUCAAAAAUAGAAGAAAGCAUUUUUUUAAAUAUAUUUAAAUAAACAAUAUCUAAAGGUAAAUGCACCCCGUCCAGUUUCUUGGCUGCAGAGAGAGAUUCUGGAGUAUGGACAGCCUUUCAGAGUCAACAUUUUAACCUCUGCUCGAUACAUUACAGCUGUACUUAGAUCAGAACCCUCUGCUGGUCUCUUUCAAACAGUCCAUUCUUUCUUUUGUGAUGCUGGAUUUGAGUUUUGUGUCUUCAGUUUUCUGAAAUAUAUUUUUUUUUUUCGACACUGCAGAACAGUUUAACUCAAAUAUGUCUUCAGAUUUCAUUCAUACUGUCUUCAGUGUAGGGAAGCAGCCUCACAGCAUGAUGGUACCUCCACCAUGCCUGCGCAGGGUUCCAUGUUUGUUUUGAUGGUUUGUAAACCAAACGUGUUGAAGGUGAUAUCAGAGCGUCUGAAGCAGCUUUUUGUGCCUUUCUGUCAGUAGUGCUGUCCUCCUGGGCCUUCACGGAGUCCUGCUUGCUGCAGCGCUCGGUGUCUGGCUGCUCCGGCUCAGCCUCAAGCUCGAUUUUAACCUUCUCACACACCUCUUCUUCUUUCCACCAGCAGGAAGCGUCUGAUCACUCCCAAAGCAGUGAUUUCAUGAUGUCCGCUGAUCACACUGUAGAUUUUGAGGCGAUUGUAUUUUAAAAACAUAUCUGAUCCCCCCACCCAAAAAAAACCUUUCCAACUGAAAACGGCUACAACCCCAUCUUGUUUGAUUUUUUUAUCGUAUAUUUUAAUCUGCUUUGCUAAAUUAUUUUUGUUGUUUCUUUGUACAUUUCAA